GGGGCGAUAGAGACAUUCGUGUACGUUUGUUAUUCUUCAAGAAUAAGACGUUCAAAAAUGGCAGCGAUGAUAACAACUGGAGAGAUUUCAUUUUUCUUUGCCUUAUGCAUAAAUCGAAGUCUGUCGCGAUGUGUUUGUAAGACAGACAAAUAAUCCGAUGCACAAUGCGUUUAGUUUAGUUGUUAAUAAUUGUCUAAAGAGCGCAGACAAGUUGUCAUCACUUUAUCGUAGAAGUUUUGGACUUUAGCAUGGUAGUUUCAGCCCUAUGUAGCUUUGUACUAAAUUAAACAAGCCAAAUACGUUGGCUGGGUAAGUGAAUAUACAGUACAGGUUUAAAGUUAAGCAAGAUUAAGUGAAGCAGAAGAUGGAGCAGCAGUCUGCCGGGAGCAGUGGAUCUGGGGGUCAUCUUCUCUCCAGCAUCGCUCUCAACGAUAACAAGGCUGGUAUGGAGGGACUGGACAGAGAUAAGAUCAACAAGAUCAUUAUGGAGGCUUCCAAGGGAUCAAGAUUUUAUGAGAAUGAACUUAAGAAAGACCGUCAGGUGAAUCAGCGCAUUGAAAAGAUGAUGGAGCAAAAAGCCAAAAUCACCAAAGAACAGAUGAAGCAAGCACAAGCAGAGGUAGACAAGCUGAAAUCAGAAUUGGAGAGGGGUCGAGAACUGGGCCGUGUGAUAGUUCACGUAGACAUGGAUGCCUUCUAUGCUGCUGUAGAAAUGAGGGACUGCCCAGAGCUAAAAGACAAACCAAUGGCGGUGGGAUCCAUGAGUAUGCUGUCUACCUCCAAUUACCACGCUAGGAGAUUUGGUGUUCGUGCUGCCAUGCCAGGUUUUAUCGCUAAGAAACUCUGCCCAAACCUUAUCAUUAUGCCCACCAACUUUGACAAAUACCGAGCAGUGAGCGCACAGGUACGGGAGAUAUUUUCCGACUACGAUCCUCAUUUUAUGCCUGUGAGUCUGGAUGAGGCUUACUUGGACAUUACUGAACACCUGGAGCAGCGCGAGCACUGGCCUGAGUCCAUGAGAACACAUUACAUGGGCGAUGCCAAGAAAGAAAAUAAUUCAGACGUGCCUGCAGUUGAGUCAGAGAAAGAUGGACUGUCCCCAGUGCUGUUUGAAGACAGUCCAAGCUCCUCCCCUUUUCUGACUGAGGCCAAUGGGAAAGCAGUGGUGUUUGGGAAGAGUGCAGAGGAGGCUGUGAGGGAGAUGCGCUUUCGUAUCGAGCACAAAACAUCUUUAACAGCUAGUGCAGGCAUUGCCCCAAACAUGAUGCUGCCCAAGGUGUGCAGUGACAAGAACAAGCCGAAUGGCCAGUACAGAAUUCCUCCUGAGAGAGAAGUUGUGAUGGAUUUCAAAGAUCUUCCUGUCAGAAAGGUAUCUGGUGUUAGGUAAGGUUACAGAGAAGAUGUUGGUGCUUUAGGUAUUGUCAGCUGUGCCCAACUUGGCCAGGAGAUGGCGCUUUUAUCCUUGCUUUUCUCAGAAACUUCGUGGCUUCAUUUUCUUCACAUAUCUCUGGGUUUAGGCUCCACGUAUAUUGAGAGGGAUUCUGAAAGAAAAAGUAUGAGCACUGAGAGGACGUUUGGGGAGAUGAGUGAUGCAGAGGAGCAAUAUUCUCUUUGCAGGGAACUCUGUCAUGAUCUAGCCCAGGACUUACAGAAGGAGGGUCUUAGGUACAGCACAGAUUUAUAUUAG
Messenger RNA from Misgurnus anguillicaudatus (oriental weatherfish), 1687 nucleotides. NCBI's taxonomy places the organism in Eukaryota, Metazoa, Chordata, Actinopteri, Cypriniformes, Cobitidae. The record is from RefSeq and is a predicted model, not a curated record.